CACGGUCUUGCAUGAAUUCUUGCAUGCAAUGGGGGGUAGUCACGAACAGUCCCGUAGUGACAGAGCUAGCAUGACGUCAAUGAUCUGGAAUAAGAUUGAUUCUAAAAAUAUGUACAAUUUUGUAAUGGAAAACACCAAAAACGCACUUCCUUACGAUUAUAAAUCGCUGAUGCAGUACGAACUUGAUUCAUUUGGUAAAAAUAGAGAAAAUUCCAUGUCUAUCCCGGAUAUGAGUUUUGAAUACCUGAUUACAAAUAAGAAAGACCAUCUCAGCCUUUACGACAUAGGCGAAAUCAACAGCGCCUAUAGAUGUACUGCUGAUUGUUUCAAUCAAUGUGAAAAUGGAGGCGUGCUCACAAAAGAAAACGGCCAGUGCAGAUGUAAAUGUCCGUCCGGUUUGAAGGGGGAAGACUGCUCUGAAUUAGACACAAGUGACG
This is a messenger RNA of Saccostrea cuccullata (small rock oyster), 437 nucleotides long. RefSeq names its product zinc metalloproteinase nas-25-like. Lineage: Eukaryota; Metazoa; Mollusca; Bivalvia; Ostreida; Ostreidae. Gene Ontology annotation, molecular function: metalloendopeptidase activity. The record is from RefSeq and is a predicted model, not a curated record. The transcript has 4 exons. The annotation marks the transcript as partial. Gene Ontology annotation, biological process: proteolysis.